AAAAAAAUAAAAAAUGCAUCCCAACUGGCGUGCUCUUGCAACUUUACACAUUCCUCUAAAACGUUUUGUGACCGAAGGUGCCACUAUCGAAGAACCCUCCUCAUCUGCUUAUAAAGAAAAAUACAAAGUUGCAAAUAUAAAUGCAAAAGAAAUCAAAGAAUUCUAUCAAGAAGUAAUAAAUGUCCCUGAAACAGCUCCAAAGCCACCAGUUGUGGUAGAGAAAAAAACAACUUCACGACAAUUCUCGAAACCAAAAGUUCCAUUCGAUCAAAAAAAGUUCUUUAAAGCAGCAGUGACAAAUGACAUUGAUACUAUUCGACAAUUCGAUUAUCGUGGAAAUGAUAUCAAUUCCACAGACUCAUUCGGUUGGACAGCUUUAAUGAUGGCUGCUUGCGAAGGUUCUGCCGAAGUCGUUGAGACUUUGAUUUGUUUAGGAGCUGAUCUUAAUGCUAGGGACAAAAGUGGCAACACUGCAUAUUCCCUAGCAGAGAAGAAACGAUUCUACAAUGUUCUAGAGAUUAUAUCGAAGAACACUCAAGAAUCAAUUGAGAUUGAAGACGACGAUGAAGAAGAUCAGAAUGUGAUCCAAAAAGAGUUCUUUUGCGAUGUUUGCAGACGCAAAUUUGAGGAGACUUCUCUUCGAGAUCAUGUCACUUCCACGGUUCAUCGAUUUAAUAUGAAAAAAGAAAAAAAAACCAAGAAUCGCUUCAGUAUUCCCUCGAAGAAUCGAGGUUUGAAAAUCAUGCUGAAGCAAGGUUGGGAUAAGGAAAGUGGGCUUGGUCCUACCAACACUGGGCGACUGUUUCCGGUGAAGACAGUCAUCCGGAAACCUAGAACAGGUCUCGGUACACAACAGGAACCACCGAGAGUUACGCAUUUUGGAGCGUAUGAUUUGAAUGCAAUCAAAUACGUUGAACGGCCUAAAGCCAAAAAUCGCAACGACAUUCGUCGAGAGAAGCAACUCGAUUGGAAGCGAGAACGGAGAUUACGACGAGAACUCUCCUAA
Molecule: messenger RNA, 1006 nt
Organism: Episyrphus balteatus (marmalade hoverfly)
Lineage: Eukaryota; Metazoa; Arthropoda; Insecta; Diptera; Syrphidae
Product: G patch domain and ankyrin repeat-containing protein 1 homolog
Exons: 1
Coding region: 14-1006 (330 amino acids)
Molecular function (GO): nucleic acid binding; protein binding
Source: RefSeq, a predicted model, not a curated record